Dichotomopilus funicola is the source of this 2115-nucleotide messenger RNA. RefSeq names its product RNA exonuclease 1. Gene Ontology annotation, molecular function: nucleic acid binding; exonuclease activity. The record is from RefSeq and is a predicted model, not a curated record. The transcript has a single exon. Lineage: Eukaryota; Fungi; Ascomycota; Sordariomycetes; Sordariales; Chaetomiaceae. Gene Ontology annotation, cellular component: nucleus. Bases 1 to 2115 code for a protein of 704 amino acids.
AUGGCGACAUUCACGACGGACGCCAGCAACGAGGAACCGAUAGUCCAUCCCUCGAACGGUUCGACCUCAAGCCAAUCCACAGGCAGCCUGAAGCGGUCCAGCCCGCACGACGACAACGAGGACGGCGACGGCAACGGCGAAUGGCAGACCAUUGAGCACGGCCGACCAGUCAAGAAGAAACACAAAAAGAUCCCCGGCGCCAGGUCGAACCGCUACCCGGGCAUCGACUUCUCGCAGCAGCACGCGCGGCUGCAGGCCAAGAUCAACGUCUCCAACCUGCGCGAUCUGAUCCUGUACAUCUUCGCCGACGGCCCGGCGCCGCAAUGGGUCUCGGUCAAGCACCGGCCUGAGUUCCGCAAGAUUGUCACGAUCAUGGUGCCGGGCUUGGAAGAGACUAUGUUCCGGCCGGAUGUCGAUUUCGCGACGUAUAAUAAUGAUAAUAGUAAUAAUACCGACAACAACAACAACCGGGAGGUGGCGCCGCCCGACGACUACUACCCGCGCGAGCUCACCAAGGAAGGGCUGCCCGAAGCGUUGCGGCCGUUUGCGGAUAUGUUCCCGCUGUUGUGGCCCGUCAGGGCGCCCGGCGACGACAAGUACGGGAAACUGCACUCGCCCGUGCAGGCCAUGCUCACGGUGCCCGCGAAGGAGAAAAAAGCCGGCGUCAAGCCCGUGUCGGACCCGCACGGGUGGAAGGAUGUGAGGACGCGGAUCACCGAGUUUCUGGCCACGCCCGAAGAGCUGGUCGAGAACGGGUUUCCCAAGCACCCGGCCUUCCUGCGGGGCGGAGAGCGGGAUUCGUUCCGCGAUCCAGAGGGCUGGGUUCAUACGCGGGUUGAGUCGUUAACGGAUGGGGACGUUCCCGAGGCCGAGAUCGAGCAGGGCAGCAUCACGGCCGGCCGCCGGAUCUUGGCGCUCGACUGCGAGAUGUGCAUGACGGGGGAGGCCGAGUAUUCGCUCACCCGUAUCAGCCUGGUCGCCUGGGACGGCGAGGUGGUGCUGGACGAGCUCGUCAAACCGGACAAGCCCAUCAUCAACUACGUCACGCAGUUCUCAGGCAUCACCAAAGAGAUGCUCGACCCCGUCACCACCACCCUCAAGGACAUCCAAACCAAACUCCUCGACACCCUCGACCGCCACGCCAUCCUCGUCGGCCACUCCCUUGACUCCGACCUCAAAGCCAUGAAACUCGCCCACCCCUUCAUCGUCGACACCUCCCUCCUCUUCCCCCACCCGCGCGGACCCCCUCUCAAAUCUUCCCUCAAAUUCCUCGCCCUCAAGUACCUCAACCGCGAAGUCCAAAAGGGCGACGGCACCAUCCACGGCCACGACAGCAUCGAAGACGCCAAGACCUGUCUCGACCUCGUCAAGAAAAAAUGCGAAAAGGGCAAAGCCUGGGCGGCCGGCGAGAACCAAGGCGAGAACCUCUUCAAGCGUCUCGCCCGGGCAGGCACCGCCUACCGCGCCACCGCCGGUCCACAAGCCACAGGCGGUGUAUCCAACGGCAAGACCAGCGCCGCCAUCGACUGGGGCGACGCCACGCGCAGUGCGUGCAAUGCAGCGACCGUCACCAUCUCCUGCUCGUCUGACGCAGAGGUCGAAGCGGGUAUCAUCCGCGCCGUGCAGGGCGACCCAGACGGUCUGGAAGUACCUGGCGGGGGUGUCGAUUUCGUCUGGGCCCGCAUGCGCGAACUCGAAGCCCUCCAGGGCUGGUGGAAUCGAAACAAACUCACUGACCCUUUGUCUUCGGGCGCACCACCACCCGUUGUGAACCCUAACCCUACCACACCACCCCCCGACUCCGACUCCCCAACCUCCCCCCCCUUAUCAUCAUCAUCCCCCCUCAACACCGCCCUCCAAACCCUCACAACCCGCCUCCAAAAAAUCCACGCCGCCCUCCCCCCCUGCACAGCAUUCAUCCUCCUCAGCGGCACCGGUGAUCCGCGGGAGAUGAGUCGACUGCAGGCGGUGCAGCAACAGUUUCGGAAGGAGUAUAAUAGUCCUGAUAGUAAAUGGGAUCGGUUGAGUGUGCAGUGGACUGACGUGGAGGAGCAGGCGUUGAGACGGGCGGUUAGGGUGGCGAGGGCGGGGGUGGGGUUUGUUGGUGUUAAAUAG